AUGCCUCGCGUCUACCCUCCGAUCGAGGGAAGACAGGCUGGUGCUGGCUUGUCUCCUUCGCUUAUAGAGACGGUCGCUGGCUUCAGCGCCGGAAUCAUUUCAACUCUGGUUGUUCAUCCAUUCGACGUUGUCAAAACACGCCUGCAGGGUGUGUCUUACUCUGAACACCUGGACAUCUGGUCGCUUGCUAAACUAGGCCCCAUGCAGNUGGAUCCGAGCACCACCAGCCAUCUGGGUGAUUCAGUGCGCAUAGUCAAGAACAUUGUCAGAAAUGAGGGUGGAUACUCAGCGUUGUACCGCGGCCUUAUGCCCAACAUGGUCGGAAACUCCUCGGCCUUCGCUUACAACGGUGAUCUAGGUNACGGCAAUAUCAAAGAUCUGAUCAAGACUGCUCGAGGAAACCCAGACGUCCUUACCUCUUACGAUUAUUUCCUCGCCUCUGGUGCGUCUGGCAUUUUGACUGCACUGUGUACCAAUCCGAUAUGGGUCAUCAAGACGCGCAUGCUGUCCACCUCGCGUGAUUCCCCAGGAGCAUACAAGUCGAUCCGUCAAGGAACAACACAUCUCUGGAAAACAGAAGGUCUAAAGGGGUUCUAUCGCGGGCUCAUACCCUCACUCUUUGGUGUCAGCCACGGUGCCAUCCAAUUCAUGGCAUACGAACAACUCAAAAACCACUGGAGCACAAGUCGUGGUGGCAGGGAAAACCUCACCAAUUUGGAUUUCUUGUUACUCAGCGCCACCAGCAAAAUGUUUGCUGGCAGUGUCACAUACCCCUAUCAGGUCGUAAGGGCACGUCUCCAGACUUACGAUGCCGACUCCCGAUACAAGGGUGUAAGAGACGUUGUUAGACAGGUCUUCCAAAAGGAGGGGCUGAAAGGCUUUUACANNAAGGGUACGUAUUUCGACUCUAUGGUUAAGAAUCCAUCUGCUAAUCAAAUGACUGCUAGUCUUGGGCCCAACAUCGUACGCGUUCUUCCCUCGACUUGCGUAACCUUUUUGGUGUACGAAAACACCAAGUUCUACCUGCCUCGCUUCUACCAGUCGUACGAGGGAACGAAAGGCGCUGACUGA
Aureobasidium vineae is the source of this 1071-nucleotide messenger RNA. The record is from the annotation of a GenBank genome assembly. NCBI's taxonomy places the organism in Eukaryota, Fungi, Ascomycota, Dothideomycetes, Dothideales, Saccotheciaceae.